UUGAAGUGAAAGGUUGUGUACCGUUGCCGAUAAUAUAUUUUAAUAUCUACCCUCAAUAUGGUGUUGAAGAAAUGUGAUGUGUGCAAGAAGAAUAUUACUAAAAAAAUGCCUGGAUUGGAGUGUAGCAGGUGUGAUAAAGUAGUACAUGCUGAUCCAGCGUGUGCUAAAUUAUCUAAUAAACAAUUGAAUACGCUACGAAAUACUACUGGCAUCGAAUGGAGCUGUGAGGAUUGUUUAAAAAACGCAUCUCGAAGGUCAUCAUAUUUGAUACCCGAUGAUGAUGGGGACGAUGAUGAGUCUAUGCUUGGUUUCCCGACUGCAUCCCACACCAUCGAUACACGAAAACUCGUACAGGACAUCAGUAAAGAGCUAAAAAAAAGCCUUCGAGAAGAGGUAAGUAACCUCCAAUCGUCCCUCGAGUUUUUGAGUGACCAAAUGAGGUCUAUGGAGCAGUCAAUAAAAAAGCAGGAUAAUAUCAUAAGAAAUCUUGAACACAAAAAUGAGGAUUUAUUAAACAAAAACAAAAACUUGGAGCUGAGAGUGGCAGUUCUUGAACAAGGAAUCAAUACAUUUGAACAAAAAUCCUUGUCAACAACUUUGGAAAUAGCAGGAAUACCAGAUAUUCCCCAAGGGGACUUGAAGGACGUAUUGAGCAGGGUAGUUGUAAAAUUGGAAUUGGAUGAGAAUGACAUUCAAUCAACGCAAUGUUUACCUAGUUCUAAGGACAAACCUUGUGUAAUUCGUAUGGAAAUGAAGACAAAAUCUGUAUGUAAACAUUGGAUAGAAGCUAGCAAGAAGAAGAGACUUACUGUUGGACAGGUCAUACCAGAUGUGGUCAAGGAUAAAGCAGAAAACCGUAUUUAUAUCAGAGAAGCUUUAACAAAACAUGUCAAGAGUAUUCUAUACAACUCUAAAAUACAACUUAGCAAGUCAUUUCAAUUCAUAUGGUGUAAGGAUGAUAAUGUGUGCGCAAGAAAAAACAGCAACAGUAAAAUAUAUUCGCUCAUCACAGGACAUCAAUCAACUAUCUCAGGUUUAAUAAAACUAUAUAUUUACCUGCCUACCCACUCGUUCUAAAAGUUUCCAUUGUUUCUUCUUAUUGUUAUUAUUAUUAUUUAAAUCCACAUACGUAUUUUACAUACAAAAAUAAUAUAAAUACAUAUUUAUUGUGAAUAGUACUAAAGAAAAAAGAUGGAUACACAAAUUAAUGAAAUAUAUAAUUGUAACUCCAUUAAUGAUUUCUUCCUACAAAUACCUUGUCAAAAUUCAUUAAAAAUAUCUAGUAUACACAUAAAUAUACGAAGUAUGACUAGAAAUUUUUCUAAAUUGCUACAAGUAAUUCACAAUAGUCGAUUUCCCCUGGAUAUUAUUGCCAUUACCGAGGCUGGUAUCUCAGAAAAUAUUUGUCAUUUAUAUAAUAUACCUGGCUAUAAUAUGUAUUCAAAUUUACGCAUAAAUAAACGAGGAGGAGGUAUUAUAUUGUAUGUCAAAAAUUAUAUUAAGUUUACAGCAUUACAACACAAAACAAAAACAUUUGAAUGCUUGUCAGGUAUUAUAAAAAUAGAUUGUAUACGUGACGUAGUUGUGUGUGCUGUCUAUAGGCCACCAUCUACAAAUAAAAACAUUUUUGUGAAGGAACUAGAUAGUCACUUAACGUCGUUUGAUUCGAAACAAAAUCUUUAUUUACCAUUUAGAGAUAUAUAUUUAGACUCACUUAGUAAACAUGGUUUAAUGUGUGGAAUAACUGAUUAUAGUAGAAUCGAAACAAGAAUGAAUGUUAUGAUCAAAUUAUGUAUUGAUCAUAUUUUUGCGCGGUUUCCAACCAUGCACCCGUAUUCUGCGGUGCUAGAUGUCGUACUAGCCGAUCACCGCGCUAUUGUAUUCGCGUGCAUCGACUAUAACCAACCUAAGUAUAUACAGCGUGUAAUUAAACCAAUUAUAAAUUAUGAUAUUCUUUGCGAGGAACUAAAAAAAGUUAACUGGUUCCUAACUUCAAAUAUGUACUGCCCUAACAAAAUCUUUAAAUUCAUUAAUAGCUCUUUUAAUAAUGCUAAUAAAGUAGCAACUUCUAUGAAAGCUGCUCGGCAAGAAAAUAAUAAACGAUUAAAACUACCUUGGAUAGACAAAAAUGUAACAAAAUUGUGCCAAAAGCGUGAUAAAUUGUUUAGAUCUUGGAAAAAUAGCUUAAAUGAUCCUAAGAUAAGAUUAGAAUAUAAUAAAACUCGUAAUAAAUCACAUAAAAUAAUUGAAAUAAAAAGAAAUUCCUUUUAUAUUCAACAAAUACAGAAUAACUUUAAAAACACAAAAAAAGUUUACGAAAUUAGUAUAAUUAAAAUACUUAGAGCAUUCGAUGCACAAGGAUUAAGUAAUAAAGAUAUCGCCAUCAAUUUUGCCACUAACUUUGAUAAUGCAGUGAAGAAUAUUACUCCGAAAUGUACUGUCAGACUUUUAGAUCCAGGAAGCUAUAGUAAACAAACUAACUGCAGCAUUUAUUAUCAAAAAGCUUCAAGUGAAAAAAUAAAUAAAAUUAUCGAUAAAUUAGACUAUAGAAAAGCUCCAGGUCUCAGGCGGUCAGGUAGUAAGGCGGUAUUGGUAGCUAUUGCUAACCUCAUAAAUUCUAGUGUUAAAACUGGCGUAUAUCCCGAUGAACUAAAGAUUGGUUGUGUUAGACCGGUAUUUAAGAAAGGGUUACGAAAUAAUUAUUUAGACUAUCGUCCCAUUACCUUACUUUCUACAAUAGACAAAAUAGUUGAAAAAUAUGUUUGCGAACAAAUUCAUAAAUUUUAUCGUAAGCAAGAUGUAAUUUACCAAAAUCAAUUUGGUUUUCAAUCGGAUAAAAGUAAUAGUCAGCUCUUAUCUAAAUUUACAGAUGAGAUUAAUGAACAUCUCAAUAAAAAACAAUAUGUGUUGGCUUUAUUCAUAGACUUUUCCCGUGCUUUUGAUACCCUAAAACAUGCACAAAUAAUUACUAAACUUGAUGAGUCUGGUGUACGUGGGCCUUUACUCAAUUGGUGCAAGAACUAUUUACAAAAUCGUAAAUUCACCGUUAAAAUAGAUGAUGUAUACAGUGAUCAUGUACCAGUAACUGAAGGCACGGCACAAGGAUCUGUAUUAGGUCCGCUACAUUUUUUGUCUUAUGUUAAUAAUAUGCAUAAUAUCUUGAAACACAGUUCAUGUUACCAAUUCGCAGAUGAUACGUGUCUAGUGUUGUCUGACAAAAAUAUUCAAAAAGCACGAGACCUUCUACAAUCUGACGUCAAUGUCCUUCUUGAAUGGUGUCAUGAUGCCGGAUUGGUAUUAAAUCCAAUUAAAACACAACUUUUGAUCAUAAAAUCACCCUAUUUAAAAUUUCGUCCUCUAUAUAAACCUAUCAUUGCUCACAACCACAAGUGUCUACAUAUAACUAAUGAAAGGAACUUUUGCAGCUGCCCCGCUAUAACGGUCAAGGACAGCCAAACAUAUCUUGGCUUAACUAUAGAUAGUAAGUUUAAUUGGAGUAAACACAUCGAAAAAAUUUGUAACAAAUUAAGACAAUUUUUAGCUAAUAUAGUCAUCCUUAGACACCGAAUUCCCUUUAAGGUAAAAUUGAUACUGUAUAAUUCAUUGGUCGAAUCUUAUGUUCAAUAUGGGUUGUCAAGUUAUGGCCGCACUUAUAAAACAUAUUUAAAUGAUAUUUUUAAACUUCAACGUAGAAUUUUAAGAUCUAUUGUAUCUCCCAAAAUUAAGAUGCAGUAUUAUGACGAUGAUACUGGUCUUUUUCGACAUUGCAAUAUUUUACCAGUACAUCUACAAUUUAAAUACACAUUUCUUAAGGAAAACUUUUUUAACAAAAAAUAUUGGAACGAAAUUAAUCAUGCUGUAUAUACGAGGGCGGUCGCACGGAAGCAACUUUGUACCAAUAGCGCUCGCGUAAAUAACUGUUAUGGCGAGCGUACGGCUGACUACCUGGUUCCUCGAUUUAUUAAUGAACUACCCACCGAUGUACGAGAUAACAUUACUAUUAGCAACAUCAAGUAUAAAUUAAAACGAUACUUCUUGCAUGAUAUUAACACAAAUUAAAAUAAUUUUAAUGUAUUUAGUAUUAAUAUAAACCUACGUGGUUUCUGAAUGCUAAUGUAACAUAAAUUCUGUAACUUGUAUUUUUAUUGAUAAUAAAUUAA
Molecule: messenger RNA, 4160 nt
Organism: Galleria mellonella (greater wax moth)
Lineage: Eukaryota; Metazoa; Arthropoda; Insecta; Lepidoptera; Pyralidae
Exons: 1
Coding region: 58-1077 (339 amino acids)
Source: RefSeq, a predicted model, not a curated record